Molecule: messenger RNA, 1184 nt
Organism: Stomoxys calcitrans (stable fly)
Lineage: Eukaryota; Metazoa; Arthropoda; Insecta; Diptera; Muscidae
Gene: Snap29
Product: synaptosomal-associated protein 29
Exons: 1
Coding region: 228-1091 (287 amino acids)
Biological process (GO): exocytosis; synaptic vesicle fusion to presynaptic active zone membrane; synaptic vesicle priming
Cellular component (GO): SNARE complex; plasma membrane
Molecular function (GO): syntaxin binding; SNAP receptor activity
Source: RefSeq, a predicted model, not a curated record
UGCGUCAGACGAAUCUUAUUCUUCAUCCGUCGCAGCAAAAAAAAAAAAAAGAAAACAAAAAAGCAGAUUCUUGUACAAGUUUUCCCAUCUAAAAAUUAUUUUUAUAUUUCAGUGAAUUAUUUUCUUUAGCUAGACAGAUUAAAAACUACAAAAGAACAAAGAAAAUUAAAAUUCAGAAAUAAAAAAAUACACAAUAACACCAAAUAAAAGAGGGCGUAAUUGAGAGAAUGAGUGACAAAUACUUGCAGCCUGUAAAUAACCAUUUUGCUUUUGAUUCGAAUUUAGAGGACGUUGACGACAAUGAGUUCUUAAAGAACUCCAGAAACCCACGAAACAAUGGGAAUGGAAGUGAAAAUACUGGAGGUCGAGGUGGUGCAAUUCUUCGCCAUAUUGAUGGAAAUAAUAGUGACAAUUGUCAGGAUGAAGCAGCACGGAAACAUCAGAUAUUUGAACAAAAACGCCGAGAAAUUGAGGAACGGACAUUGGAAUCGACACAGAGGUCAUUGGGUUUGCUCUAUGACAGUGAACAAGUGGGAACUUCGACGGCCGUAGAGUUAGCAAAACAACGAGAGCAACUGGAGAGAACAAACAGAAAUUUGGAUGACAUUAACGCGUCGCUUAGAUACUCCCAGAAACACUUGAACGGAAUAAAGAGUGUCUUUGGAAGUAUAAGAAAUUAUUUUUCUGGGAGCCGAGAGACACCAAAUACUGUUAGCGAAAGGAAAUUAUCUAGCGACAGUCAUUCAUCUCAACCUGCGGACCGGGCCAAAAUUGAUGGACCUUCAGUUGCAUCCUCUACAAUAAGGUAUGAACAACAUCCAAUCUCACGUUUACGUGACGACGUUAGAAGUCAACAAAACAAUCAAACACAAAAUACUGCACGCAGCAAUCAAUUUGAGACGCAGUUGGAGACAAAUUUGAAUGAUAUGUGUGAUAACUUGUCACGUCUUAAAAAUCUAGCCAGUGAACUUGGAACGGAAAUCGAGACGCAGAAUGAAUUGUUGGAUAAUAUGAAUUAUAAAAUUGAAGAUGUAGAUAUGAAAUUGUCAAGGCAAAAUAAGGACAUAUCAAAGCUGCUGGGUAAAAAGUAAUUAGUCCACCGGUACUACACUGAAUAUGUUUUGGUUUCUUUAAUCAUUAAAUGAUAUGGGUAUUUCUAAUAAAGAAUUGUGUUUGUUUUGUAA